GCUCGCCAACCUCACUCACCAUGUUUCUGCAUCCCUUUGCGUCUUUUUACCUUGCGUUCUGAUUGCAGAUAUUCCACUCCUUUGCCCCUGCCCCAUUGUCUGUCUCUCCUCCAUGACGGCCUGAGGGGACCAGGAUCGCCGAGUGCGAGUGUCUAGUGAGCUGGCCAGCCCGUGUCGCACAGCGCCCUCUUUCGAUAUUCCUCUGCGCCAUCAUGGGCGCCUGUUCUUCCUGCCUUGGCCGAGGCCAGAGUCGCGAUCUAUCUGACGAGGACGAGCAGUCUCGAUUACUUUUCGACGACCCCCACGGAAAUCACUACGGCAGCUUCGGAGACCAAAAUGUCGGAAUCGUACAAGCAGAUCCACAAGAGGUUCAGCGAGAGACGGAGGCCCUGCAGAAGGUCGUGAUGCAAACGUCUAAUCACUUGGUCGAUAUCUUUGCUAUGGUUCCCCAGGCCGCGCCACCGCCCUCAAGCACCGUGUUUCCUGCUCAGGAUGCCAGACUGCUACACUACCAGGACGUUCUCGCAAAGAUGUCUACAAACGAAGCGCCAACCGGACCCAAUCAAUUCCCUGCCAAGAACACACAAGACGCCUCCGAUGGAUGGUUAUCGGAAGAUGAUGAAGUGGAGGAAAUGAAGACAUUCACGCCUGUCAAGUCAGAAGGCAUAGGGCCGCUGCUGGGAGGAUUUGCAGACGGGGAUUUGGCCAUGGAGUGAACAUGGUAAUCUAUUCCUGCGAGCAUGUUUGUGUUCCACGGCGUUUGGCGUCGUAUGGUUGUCACAAUAUCCUCGACGACGACCAGACCUUCGCCGCACCUUCAGGAUGGACAGAUGAAUAUUAGGAUUUGACUGGACCAGCUAAGCGUGAUUGACUAUGCGCUGUAUCCUUCAAACAUUCCCUUUUGUCAAAAACGCUUGCUCACUGGCUGCUGAGUCGUUCGCCAGAGCCUA
Messenger RNA from Hyaloscypha bicolor E, 950 nucleotides. RefSeq lists its product as uncharacterized. The coding region runs from base 213 to 716 and encodes 167 amino acids. The transcript is spliced from 3 exons. Gene Ontology annotation, cellular component: Ragulator complex; late endosome membrane; membrane raft. NCBI's taxonomy places the organism in Eukaryota, Fungi, Ascomycota, Leotiomycetes, Helotiales, Hyaloscyphaceae. Gene Ontology annotation, biological process: positive regulation of TOR signaling; positive regulation of MAPK cascade; lysosome organization. The record is from RefSeq and is a predicted model, not a curated record.